Molecule: messenger RNA, 2217 nt
Organism: Penaeus monodon (black tiger shrimp)
Lineage: Eukaryota; Metazoa; Arthropoda; Malacostraca; Decapoda; Penaeidae
Gene: egr
Exons: 12
Coding region: 1-1389 (462 amino acids)
Biological process (GO): immune response
Cellular component (GO): membrane
Molecular function (GO): receptor ligand activity; tumor necrosis factor receptor binding
Source: RefSeq, a predicted model, not a curated record
AUGGUUAUUGAAGAAAAUUGUGUAGAUGAGGUGUAUUUGAAGGGAAUUCGAUGUAGGCAUUCUCAUCUGAAUGACCUCCUCUCCGGGCGUAGCGAGUUCAGUCACCUCUUUAGUAAUUUGGUAUAUAGAGCGACACAGAUAUACUUAUCUUGGACAAUCAGUGACUUUGCUUUCAUCGGAAACUAUUCAGUACACGGCAGUGUGGUGAAGAUUAUUGGGGUUAAAUACCGCUUGAUAGUUGGAGGUUUAAGUCUGCGUUUUCAUCCUACAUACAACCCCUACGUUUCACUAAAUAAAUUAAUCUCUUUUUUUCUCUAUCGUCAGGCGGUGAACAUCGAAGAGCUGACACUACAGAGCGUUGUUAGGAAGAAGAGGCAGGCUGACGAUGGACAAAACGCUGGAGUGCCUAUCUACGAGCAAGCUUAUGGCCUCCCGCCCCGCUCCACCGCCAAGGGCCUCCGCCUGUACGGGGACUUCCUCGCCGGCAGCGCCAGCGAGUCGCCCGAACUCGGCCCCGAGGUCACCGAGUCGCCCAUCAAGCCGUAUCACAGGGAUGGUGUACUUGACCCAACCGGAGCUAUUGUCUUACCGAUGAAUGAAAUAUCGAGUAUGUGGGUGCCUAAGGAGCGACGCCGGUAUUCCUCAGGCAAACUCUCCUCCAGGAACCUCGGGAACGAACUGGACGGCAGCGAGGAAUCCGACGCAGAGGUGAUCCGCGAGGCCGCUCGGAGCCAAGUUCUAAGGAGGAGGUCUCGCGUUAAGAGUCUCCAAGGGCCGGGCAGGAGUGUGCGCCGCCGCCAGAAGUCUCGAACACCCUCUAACACAAAACCUGCCCCUGUCUUCUUCCGCGAGGGCUUGGUCAAGCAGGACAGAGCAGGCAAGAAGAUCCCGAGGAAGAAGCAGAGUCAACGCCGGCGCCGCACCAACCCCGUGGUCACCGUCGCCCACUUCGUCGCCACGCCCGCGAACAGGACCGCCCACCACCACGCAGGAGUUAGCGAAGACGUACACGGCGAGUGGUCUCCUGCCGCCUGGAUGGACAAGCUAGGUCUCAACCGCAAGUACUCUCUCAGGAGGGGCGUCGUCACGGUCAAGGAAUCUGGACUGUAUUACCUCUAUGCGCAGGUGCUGUACCAGCCUGGACGCUUCGGCAGUGGGUUCCAGGUGGUCGUCGACAGCAUCCCCAUCAUGGAGUGCACGCUGGCUCCCGCUCAGCCGUCUCCUUCUUGCCACACCGGGGGCGCCACCUACCUUCCCAGGAACGCUGCCGUCUACAUCCGGGACCUGGACCACCACAUGACCGCCGUGAAGAAUGAGGAGAACAGCUUCUUCGGCCUCGUGAAGCUGAUGGACGCCCCCGCCACGGCCGAAAAGCUCCUGCUCGGCUGAGAUCUGGAGGCCUUUCGGACACGGGCGAGGGGAAGGAAGGGAAGGGGAGGGAAAGGAAGAUUUCCGGUGGGAUGAUACGAGUGAGAGGGAAAUAAAAAAAGAAUGGAAGAGAGAGAAAUUAAGAGGGAAAUCUGUUAGUAUCUGAUACCUGAUCGAGGUGCCAGGUCUUUAGAAAAAUUAUAAAAUAUAUAUCGUAAGGCAAGUGUCCCAAGCAUUGGUUAAAGGGUUGUGAACGAAUGGAAUAUUUCCAGGGAAGAAAUAACGAUAAGGUACAUAAUUUCCCGAGGUGAUGUAAAUGAAGAAUAUUUCUUUAUAAACGCACAAUAUUUUUCAAAAAAUAAAAAAUAAAUGGAAACAAUGACUCAGCACCUCUGGCAGUCCCCUAAUGCCUAUAAUCCUUCAGGUGAGACAGAGGAAAAUAGCAAAGGAUCCUUAUAUCGUAACACUUCGCAUACUUCAUAUUGAUAUGCAAUUUCUUGGUCAUUUAAGAAUUCUUCUGAGAAAGAGUAGAAGAAAAAAUAUAUAUAUACAAUAAUACAUACAUACAUAUAUACAUAUACUUAUAUAUAUGUGUAUGUAUGUAUGUAUGUAUGCGUGUGUGUAUGUACAUAUAUUAGAGGACCUUAAUCUCACCUAAACGAGCAUAGGAUUAACACGACUUACCAGAAGAGGCUUAGAGGUUGUAACUUAGCAUAUGAAGGUUUGCCAGAAAGUCCUCCUGGAAUAAGGCAGAGAAUAUGCUGUUAUGUAUUUAUCUUUUCGUUGGGUUUUGUCCUUCAUAGGAUAUAAGAAUUGUUCAGAUGAUCAAAAAAAAAAAAACGAUAUCCC